AUGAUUCCCCGGAAAACUCCGAUACGGCUAAGAAGACUACGAUCCAUCUUUCUCGCCCCAUUUCCCUUUGAAGGAGGUGCCUAUGCCUUCCUUUGUGACAAUCAGUUUCUUUCUUACGAUAAGAAGUCAAGUUCAGUUGCCCAUCCCUCUUCAAGGUCUGUUGGGAAAUGCUAUUCCCUUAGGUCGGGUCAGGGAAUGGGUAUAGGAUUCAUUCUACGUGCAACUGAAGACGCGAGAAGCACAGUUGAGGCACCUUCGUCAAAAUUCAAUGGCCUCGGUCCGAAGAUGGCAAAGGAGUCGUUCUUACCAGUCUGGCCAGUCCUCUCUCUUGGGAAUUACCCAGUUCUCGUGAACAAGCCAGCAACAGCAAAGAAAGAGCAAGCGGGUACGAGUCCUCGGAAGGGUUUUCGAUCGGGAAUUCUCAAUAGAAAUAUGCGGGAGCUCGGAUUGGGAAAGGAAGUUCCAGUCCGACGAGCAGACAAGCCAGGAAAGAGAAAAAGGGCAAGGGGAUUAGACAGGGGUGAGAACUGGAUGAAGCCGGAUUCUUCUCGUUCGGGAUACCUGGCGCUAUGUAAUAGCCCUCGGCCUAAGGACAUUUCUCAACGGUGA
Molecule: messenger RNA, 609 nt
Organism: Striga asiatica
Lineage: Eukaryota; Viridiplantae; Streptophyta; Magnoliopsida; Lamiales; Orobanchaceae
Source: the annotation of a GenBank genome assembly